Messenger RNA from Pundamilia nyererei, 4837 nucleotides. It is a transcript of the gene ankle1, whose product is annotated as ankyrin repeat and LEM domain-containing protein 1. The transcript is spliced from 9 exons. The coding region runs from base 352 to 3789 and encodes 1145 amino acids. Gene Ontology annotation, molecular function: protein binding; DNA endonuclease activity. Gene Ontology annotation, cellular component: nucleoplasm; cytoplasm. NCBI's taxonomy places the organism in Eukaryota, Metazoa, Chordata, Actinopteri, Cichliformes, Cichlidae. Gene Ontology annotation, biological process: resolution of meiotic recombination intermediates; double-strand break repair via homologous recombination. The record is from RefSeq and is a predicted model, not a curated record.
GAGGGAUUUCCGUUUGCUGCGGGGCUUGGAGGGAAGUCUGAAAACAAUGUACCGUAGCUUCAUCGAAAAGUAAAAAAACAAAAUGUAGAUAAACUGUGAGUUAUUGCUUUAGAAUCUGAAACGCUCGCCCAAUCGUCCAAGCUGCAUUGAAAAAAAAAUCAUGUGAACGUUUUGCCGGCUUAAACUUUAGGAAAACGUAGUUUAAUGUACGCAAACAAUAGCUGGAUUUCUGCAGCUUGCAAGUCGCCGUUAGCUCUGCUUGCUAACGUGAGCCAGAGCCACGUAGUUUAUUACGCGCUGCUCGGAAGAUGUUCACAGUUUAGAUAAAUUAAAAAACAAGUAUCGCUGGCCAUGGAUCGACACACGAGGAGACUGACGAGUCAGCUGUGUAAAGCGGUGAAUGAAGGAGAUCCCAGAUCUGUGCAGCAACUUCUUUUACAAGGCGCAAACCCCAAUCUGGUGGGUACCAAAGGGGUAGCUGCUGUACACUUAUCUGUUGGCAAAGAAACUGAGAAGAACAUAAGAUGCUUGAAAACCUUGCUGCAAUAUGGAGCUGACCCCAAUAUAAGGUCAUCAGAAGGCCUCACUCCUCUUCAUGUUGCUGCACUGUGGGGAUGUUAUCAAAAUCUCAAGCUGCUCUUGAUGAACGGAGGGAAUCCAUAUAUCAAAGAUAAUGAAGGAAACACUCCACAGCAGCUUGCAGAGCAACAGGAAAAUCGAAAAUGUGCCCAUCUCCUUCAGGAAUACCAGGCUGGCCCAACAGACACUGAGGAGGAUGACAUACCUCAGUUCCAAUACUCUCUGUAUUCCGACCAGACAGACAUGUCCAGCUAUCCUGAAUCGGACUACAGCUUCAGUUCCCACACAUCCAUGAUAAGUGACUUUGGAGAAGCCCCACUGAGCAGCACAAGGCGCUCAUCAUUUUUUAACCUGUCUAACAUUAAUGGACGACUAAGUUGCAGAAGUGUAUCGCAUCACAGACCAUCUUAUCCUUCCAUACUUUCAAGCACUCGCAUGUCUGCGGUGGAGCCUGCAGCUGCAGUAUCGAAUCUUAAAGAAGAUGGCAAUUGUACCGAUGAUACCACAUCGAAAGGCGAGGAAUGUACUGCUUCACCUGAUGGCAUAAUCCCUCCUUCCAACUUCCCUGCAGUUUCCUUCAUGCGAGCAAGUCAGAAGAGCGUGAGCUUCAGGGAUGACGUGGAUGAAUAUUACCCUGUUUUCAGCCCCGAAUCUCCCCAACAGAAUCCUGCUGUUGAUGGCUGCCAGCGCAGCUUACCUUUUGACAUAUCUGAGUAUUCUGAUUUCCUGGAUUCAGAACGCAUGGCUACUAUUUUACACAAGCAGGGCAUUGACGCCACAUCACCGGAUCAUGUCUACAUUUUCUGCAGGGAAAGCAGUGAGAGCACAGAAGAGGACUUGGAGAAAACAGUCCUUGUUCACUGUGCUUUGGAAGAAAGUGAUGAUGAACAGGAAACAGAGCGUGUAAAAGACACUCAGGGGAACAGUGAUGAAAACAAAGUACACUGCCAUGCCGCCGGCAGCAGCAGUGGAACUAGUAGUAGCCAUUAUAGUAGCUGUGAGAGUGACCAUUACACCAGUGCUCUGGAUGCCUCUGUAAACCCUGAAUGUCUUUCACUUAGUGCAGCAGAUGAUGUUUCUGCCAAGACUGCAUUAGACAGAAAGACUCUGAUUUCUACAAAUUCUGAUUGUGAACUUACAAAGAUUCAUAUGGAAGCUAAUACUGAUUCCAAACCUCAAACGGUUGAGCGUUUAUCAGGUAUGCUUAAUAAACUGACCUUGUCUGGAGUAAAAAAUCCAAACAAUGAUAUAGUUCAGGGUUGUGGUGGUAAUGAUGUAGACAGUCCAAGUAAGGAAGAUGUUGUUGAGUCCGCAGCAGUAGAAGAAAAAAGUGAUCAUCCAUUCACACCCAGUCCUUUUGUAACAGGCAGGACACGCUCAAGAAUGAGCCGUUGCUCGCUGAGAACAAGCAGAACUGAGAGCCUCUCCACAUCUUUGUUCGAAGAUACCCUGCCUACACCAGUUCGAAUACGCCGCCAGACUCCCAGAUCUCCAACCAGUGAAGAGUUUUAUAACUCACCACGCUUACCAUCCAGUGCACACUGCUUUUCAGGCAGACCCACAGAAGGAGGGUGCUUGUCUGUGGACUGCCAAGAGACACAGUCCAGUACUCUCAGAGGCUCAAGUGUUAGUAACAGCCAGGCUGAUACGCUUCUCCUCUCUACAAGUGUGACAGACUCUGCUGUUCAGUCACAGACUUUGUGUGACACGUUUCUACUCGAGAGCAAUAAUGACAAUUCAGUCAGUGCUUAUGAGAGAAACAUUGCAGAGAUUGCUUUUGCUAUGCAGGAACAGAACUGUAAUCUCACUGAAGACGGGGAAUUUCUGACUGACGAUCUGACAAGUUCAGAUGAGACAACUACAAAGAGAAAUGUAAACGAUACCCCUCAUGAGGAGCAGGUAGAAAGCCUAAACAAUGAAGAUGCCUGGAUAACUAGGGACUGUAGCUCUCUGCCAGACUCUGUGUCGUCAUCAUCCACCUCCAGCUAUGGUUCUCCAAGGAGAUCCAAGGAGGACUCAGAUUUUCCCUGCACCCCAGGUACUGGCUGCACACCGAGGUACAGCAUGAGCAGGCUUUCAAGCUGCCGUAGGCCACAGCACCUGGCUAACCUGUCCUACACCCCAGGAGGGCGUCCACACAUUCAGGAUGUGGACGAACCAGUAGAGUACCUGUACACAGAUACCGAACGCGGCCACAAACUGAUUGAGACCCAUGUCCCACCUACAGCAGAUACCUCCCUCAGCUCCAGCGUGAGUACUACCAGCAGUGAGGAGACCAUACUUUAUGACUGGCGUACUUUGCAUGCUGACAUGGUGGACAGCAAAGAAAAAGAGAAUCAGAAACCCCAGGUGGAGGUACAGAAGGCGGAAAAUGAGAAGUGUGUGGACAAUAUUUUGCCAGAAAUCAGAGGGAUAACUGACAAGGAGCUCAGAUCGAGGCUGGUGGAGCUGGGGGAAAGUCCAGGCCCCAUCAGCAGUCGUACAAGGCCCACCUACAUGCGAAGACUGUGCCGCCUGGUACAGGAGUCCAACUGCCAGUCACAAUAUCAACAGAAGAAGUUAGAGCAACCACAAGCAGAUGCAGGUUACAGUCCAGAAUUGUGUAGGGUUCUGGAGACCUUUAAUCUUCCCAAUUGCCAGGCUGAUGAGCAGGCUUUGUGCCAGCAGUUUGACCAACCAGAUCAGAACAGGAAGUGGAGAGAGGGCAUCAUCAAGUCCAGUUUCAACUACCUGCUGCUUGAUCCAAGAGUGACAAAAAACCUUCCCUUUCGCAGUCACACCAUGACCCCAAAGGAGUGUUUCCAGACUUUUAUCCAUGCUAUAUUUUAUGUUGGCAAAGGAAAACGCUCCCGUCCCUACAGUCAUCUGUACGAGGCUUUAGAAUACUUUAAAGGUGACAAAACCUCAAAGAAACUGUGCUCCAAAGUCCAGCACAUCCUUCAGGUGUGGAACACAGGGCAGGGUGUCAUCUCUCUGCAUUGUUUCCAAAAUGUUAUUCCUGUGGAAGCCUACACAAGAGAGGCCUGUAUGGUGGAGGCGAUUGGGUUGAAGAUGCUCACGAAUCAGAAGCGAGGGGAUUUCUAUGGCAUCGUGUCCAACUGGCAGACAAAGAAGAAACGGGAGCUCGGCAUCCACCUGCUGUACCGUGCCAUGCAGAUCUUCCUGGCUGAGGGUGAAAGACAGCUUAGACCAGCUGACAUCAGACAGUAGAGACACCCACUUGCAGUGGGGUAUGAACUGCUUAAACACCAGAAGGGAAAAUACCACUACUUCAGAAGACGACGCAAUCCUUCAUUUUACAAAGAUUGAGUAAUGACUUUAAAAUUAAGAGCUCUGGAACUUUUACCUGAAUUUUAUCAUCUUUUGCUGAUAAACUAACACUGAAUCCUCAUACCCAGGGAUUUGCAGUUUGACAAAUGUGACAUUAAGUUCAGUUAUAGCAUCUUAAAUGUAUAUCGUGGUCAUAUUUUAAAAUAUCCUUCUUCAAAGUGCUCUUAGCGUAUUUAACGCUGCGCCAUGAGCAGAGAAUGAUGGAUUUGAACCCCAACUAGCAGACAUUUUCUAUUGUUUCAUAUUAUGCUAGCUGAGAUCUUUUACUUGUAGUUUUUUUUAAAGAGUACUUGAGGAUUUCACUUUGAAAACACACAUUUUGCAUUAAAUUUUUUCAUGGAGAUUGAAGAGCUAUUUUCUGAGCAUACUUUGUUUGGUCUGGCCAGAUGUGGUUAACACGAUGACACAAUAUUAUCACAAAACUUUAAAAAACUCAAGAUUUUAAUAAUAGAAAUCAAGAUCAAGCUAUUUACUACAAACAUUAUUCCCAUUUGGUUACUUUUGUUGACUCUUGUAGAAUAAAUUGGUUAUGACUGCAAAAUUUUCCAAAGAAGCAAGGAGAGCAGUAAACACAGGAACACCUAAUCAGGUUACUAUUUCUGUUUUUAAAAAAAUGUUGUACUUAUCAGGGCUUUUUAACUGUGGGUUAGCAUGUUAGGUUUCCUAGAACCUCAUUGUGUUCUAAAAUAGGAUCUUUUGUCAUUUGUAAAUAUAGUAUUUCAGUUAAAUUGCAUUAAAAAAAAGUUGAUGUGGGUACAUUUCUAUCCAGGUGUUUACAAAAUCAGCAGUAGAGGCAGGAUGCUUUAGCGUUGUGGGUCAGCUACAGACAAAUGUUACACUUUAUUGGCAAAACAUUUGAUCUAUUAUGAUUAUUUCUGCAACUUUCUGAUGUUAUGAAAUAGAUGUAUCCAUUAUUAAUAAAAAAAAG